Molecule: messenger RNA, 6883 nt
Organism: Anopheles stephensi (Asian malaria mosquito)
Lineage: Eukaryota; Metazoa; Arthropoda; Insecta; Diptera; Culicidae
Product: elongation of very long chain fatty acids protein AAEL008004-like
Exons: 7
Coding region: 5912-6706 (264 amino acids)
Biological process (GO): fatty acid elongation, polyunsaturated fatty acid; fatty acid elongation, saturated fatty acid; fatty acid elongation, monounsaturated fatty acid
Cellular component (GO): endoplasmic reticulum membrane
Molecular function (GO): fatty acid elongase activity
Source: RefSeq, a predicted model, not a curated record
UUUAUACCGGUUCUUUGUGUGUGCUGCUCACUAUGACUAAGCGAUGAAAGUUUUACUGCAUUUAAAGGAAUAUGUAUGUGUGUUUUGAUGAAGUUUGUAUUUUUUUUUUUUUUUUUUUGGUAAGAAGAAAUGAUUGCUAAUGCGCAUGCUUAAAGCAUGUUGAAUGUAUUGGUAUAGAGCAGUCUUCUAUUGUGAAAAACAUGGGUUUGCACUAAUUUUCAUCUUCCAAAUACAUUACAUGAAAGGAUAGAAACCGGUCAAUAUCCACGUGCUGUACAGUAGACAAAUAAACUUAAAUCAUCUUGUUGUAUCGUGUGCUAUUACUUGAAUGUAUUUCUGAGUGGCUUAGUCUCUUAGAAAUAGUCUGUUUAUUGUGAUGCUUUAAACUUGCACAGAAUUAUGCGUGUGUCUUGCGAAGCACUUAAUCUCAAAGAUAUGUACAGCAACAAAUUACAGGAAUAUCAGCAUAAAUUACAGGAUAAUCAGCAUAAGUGAAAACAAUGCCAUAACGCAAAACCGGGAAUGCAACAGAAGCUGAGUCACUAAAACAACAAUCACGUUUGCUUGGAAACCUUUCAACUGCACUAAUUUCCCAACUGUCUUCUACGCCAUGUGAAGUAAAUAGAACAAUAGAGUAACAGAAAGGUUUUAAACAUCCCUAUAAUCGGUUCCUACAAUUACCCAUCGUUUAAGCCAUUAGAAAAUGUUGCUUCACGCUCAAACAAAUGAAAAAAAUGUGUCUCCUAAUCGGCUUCAUACCACGUGUGUAAGGCGAGUGUUACAGGGGAGCAAUGGUUUUCGUGAUAAUGUAUGUUGCAACGUGCCUGCUAAUGCAGAUACCUAAAUGCAGUUGUUAUACGGUAAACGUGAACCAAAUAUGGCUAUAGGUUGUAAGAUGGGAAAAUCAGCAUGUUGUUCGUGAACGAUGCUCGCAGGAUUUCAUAUAGGAUUCUUUGUGCGAACAGAAUAGAUCGUAAACAGCGUGGAACACCAGUUGUGCAAAAAGUUAUUCCACUGUCGUUGGAAUACAUAAGUGUGAGAUCAAUUUUACCCAGCAGUAACUUCAUAAAGACGAAAAUAACACCGUUAUUGGCUGUAACAUUGUUAUCCAGAAAAGAAAAGUCAAGAGAAGAACAUAAAUUUUGUAUUAUGACUACAUCUUCCUUUGAAAUACAAGAGGAAAAUAAUCAAUACAAGCUCGACGUUCUGCUUGAACAAUUUAACAACUUCAAACUGGAAUCCAGUGAUGCAUCCGAGACAGCACAACAGGUUGGCCCGAGAAUUAUUCUUACAGACUGUUCAUGUAGCAGCGUGAAUGAUAUGAAAACGGAAGCACAAUACGCACAACUCAUAUUGUCGGAAGUUAAUCUGGAGACAAACAACAACGACCAAAACACAGAGUGCAGUUCGAGUGAAAUUUCAAUUAUUAAAAGUGAUCGUUGGAAAGAAUGUAGUGAAAGAAAUCUAACAAAUAACAACAGUGACAGUAAUCAUUUCCUUAAAAUUCCUGAGCUGAUUAUUAAUGAAAGUAGUGCGUUGAAACCCACCAUCCGUAAUAGCUUUUGCAGUGAAGCUCGACCUCCGUGAUGCAACAGAAAAAGCAUAAGUUUUUCGCGGCUUUAAUAAACUCGACCAGUUAUGACACGUAUGUACUUAUGACGGGUGGUUUUUCCGGAAGUUUGCUGUUUAAAGUGGUAUCCGUGUGUGAUAAAUAAUGUGCGUGUAAAUUAUCCAUUUGCUCAGGAGAUCGUAUAGCAUGGUUUCAAUUAUGGAUGUAGAAUCGGAUAGACAGGUCUGUGAUAAUCGUGUAAUAGUAUCGCAAAGUGCGGUUAGUCAAAAAUCGAUUGAUCUAGAUAUCUCGCUCAGGCCAAUCAUCGCAUCAGCAUCAGAUCGAGAAACGGUUGAUUUGGAGCUGAUCACAACAGGCUCACUAGAAAACCAGUCAAAUCAACCUUGCUCGUCUACAGCAAAUUCUACAGCCGCAACUAAUCCUUACAACCAUGACGUUGGGGAUACAGAUUUGGUGAAGAGAAGCAUGAAGUUAAAUUUGGUCGAUUCGUGCAGCAUCAACAGCAAAGCUCGAGAGACUAGCAGCCCGGCUGACUUGACCAACACAGCAGCAUCUUCAAGCAGCAGUUUAGGUGCCAGCUCUAGCACUGUUGUAACAACUACGGCUGCGAUCAUCAUGAAACAUCGGAAACUAAAAGAACGAACAUUUAGUGACGAAAUUGGCUCGCCAAAAUCACCAGCCGCUACCACAGAAGUCGUCGAUGACCGCAAGGCACUAAGAGAUGCACUGUAUCAAGGAAUUUUUCAUCGACACCGUCGAACCAUCUUUGCAGUAGGAAGCUUUUUACGAAUGCUGAAAAGUCGAAAUUCAUCAUACAACACGAUUCGGAGUUCGUCGGAAGGAGAAGAUGACACGAAAUAAGCUGGACUACUUUGGUAACUUUGGUAACGUAAUCACACUGCGAAUAUUAUUGAUUUCCCUUAAUUGCCAUUCCCUUAAUGUGAAUAGAAAUAUUUUAAGAAAUGCAAAGAAUAUCAUUUUAUUGAUCGAAUGAAGUACUUAGCCUAGCCAAAGGAUUCACGUUGAUCCCACCGAUGCCUAAAUCAAUUUCCCUUGGAUCUUACUUUAUACACUCCUUACAUACACAAAACGGUUACAAAGGAAAAAUGCUUUAGCAUUAAUGUAAACAAAUUAAAUGAUAUUUUAUAACAAAAUGUCCUAUGUAUUCAAACGGUGAGUAGUUUAUAAAGAAUCCAAGAAUAAAAAAUCUACUGUGAAAUAGUAUGAAAUGUGUUUGAUAGAACUAAAAUGGUUUUUUUUAUGUUGCUUGUUGGUUUUGCAGUGCGGUGAAAGGACAGUUUCCAUGCAAUUGACAUCUAAUUCGAAUAAAAUGACCAAUUUGUAAGACAGUGAUAUAUUAAAGUAGAUCCAACCUCUGGGGAAAAUAAGAAAAUGUUGUUCAUUUCUUGAUACUAUCCAUUCCACACUGAUACAUACCGAACAAUUAGGAGAGCUUAAGCUAUUAAGGAACAGUGCGGCGUAUAAUCCAUGCUAGCUUGAGUAAAUAUAACUCUAGUCAAUCGCAUGCUAUCAUUUCUUGUAAGACUGUUAAACACAUAACCACUGAAAAAUGUGUGCGUUUCAGUUGAAGUACAUACUACAGCAUUUUAUAAUUUUGUUGCUUAUUGUUUUAUUUAGUUAGGUGUUAUGUUGUGGAUUCUGGAAUAAUAAUUCUAAAAGUUUUCAAUUAUGUUAUUUGAUACUUGUGAUACAUGUCAGUGUAAACCUCAUUAUGUUCUAGCAAUACGACAUUUCCUUUUCUCAAUGAGUUUCUAAAUUUAAGAGCAAGCAAUUACCUUGAGCAGAAUAAUUUUAUUCUUUUAAUGUUUGAUAUCUUCAUUCGAACCUUAUGAGUUAUUUUUUACCAUAUUAUGUGUUCCAUAGCAAUACGGUCAGGCCGUUCGUGAUGAAUUAAAAAAUGUGUCCCAUCUUCAUUCCUAUUACCUUUCUGAUAAUAUGUUUUAUAAGAAGAUUAUUUGGAGAAAUUCAAGGCGGGUCGGCAAAUCAAAUAUUAUUUGCGAAUGAUUAACAUUACUCAUUAUUAAUGGCUGUUGCGACAUAAAUAUAAAUUUAAAGACGCCAGAUAAUAUCUUAAAUAAAGUGUAUGAUACAGUGAUAAUUCUGAUAUCAUACAAAUUAUUAAAAAUACACGAAGAUUUAUCAAAAUAUUAACUGCCAAUUGAAACAAUCAAGUUGUAGCGAGCAAAGUUAACAAGUCUAUGAGAAUUAUAUCGAACAAAUUUAAUUAAAUAGCCGAGAAACAAUAGUAAACAAACGAUGUUUUUUUUUUUUGUGAUCAGAAAAAAGGAUUAAGCAUGCAUACAUGUACAAGCAUACAAAUAUGAUAUUAGCAACAUGAAUCUGAUACAAGUCCCGCCUGUUAAAAUUGAAGUUUUUUUCUGAAACGAUCAUGAAUAAAUCUGAUGAGAGCAAAAAAAGGUAACAGAAGGUUGCUUAGACCAUAUUAUAAGUGAAUAACAUUGAACGAAUACCACAUUUGCGAAUGUUUUUGUUGAAGUCAUUGUUUCGUACACAAGACUGUUUAAUGCCGGACACUUGGUGCUGCAACGUGUAAUGUUAAUAUUGUGCAGUUUGUUAAAAAAAAUGUUGUCAGAAAAUCUCCGAAGAUCAAGGAAGUAAUAGUUUUAAAUCACCAAAAAAUUAUAAAAGGAAAUGGUAAAAUGCUAGGACUCACCUAAAAUCGUGGUUACAAAUGAAUGUAUUCACUAUGCAAAGUGUGUAGCUAUUGUACGCAACGUGAACUACAUUGUAAUAUCGAAGGCAAGCUUAACUUGUGUGAGAAUUACUUUUGGAAAUAAAUACAUAAACUGUGUUGUAACGAUAUAUACACAUAUUAUGCGUCGAUGAUAUGUUUUAAUACUUGAAAUGAUCUAAUGUAUCACUCCAUGCCGGUAACAAAUAAAAUCAUUUCUCUUAUAAUGAUUUUAAUGGACCAUGGAAAUUAAAUUUUACGUUUUAACUUUUUACUAAAAUUUUUAUACAUUUAGCAAUUACUCAAAUGGACGACUGUAGUUUACUUGUGAGUUAUGCUAUGCGGAAUAAUACAAAACGGUAUAAUUUCUUCCUCUUCUUUGCAUUACAGUGUGCAAUGUAGUUAUGAGUUAAAACAAUAUUGAAAAUUUUAAGGUUUUAAUUUGUUUGUUUUAUUGUGUUUAUGUAUCUACAUGACUUUGAUAUGUUUAACCCUGUAAGUAACUUUAAAAAUAAAUAAUUUCGAAAUAUUUCGAAUGAAAUGAAAAAAAUACAUACCUAGAAAUGAACAAACUGAUAAAUAAUGAUACUAAGGACAUGACUCUAUACUUAGCAAUGUAACCUAGUUUAAAAAUUUUGCAGUAAUUUACUUCCCCUUUACAUUUUAUGUUUAAUUGAAAUGUUAGAAAUAAGGUACCGAUCAAAGCUCAAUAGCAAAGCACAUGCAGCACUACUUUAAUCGCUGAGUCGAUUACAAAAACAACACAGUCAAAGUUAACAGUAAUGAGAACGUGAGAGAUCACUGACUCUUAUUUAAAAUAAAACCACCCAAUCGUAAUUAAAACAGUUUUGUACUAGGUGGGUCUGCUAUUCUCUAAAUUUGCGUAUUUAUGUAACCCAAUAAGGUGAUUUGCCUGUUCCUGAAUGAUUACUAACAGUGAGUUUCGUAUGAUAUUACGUACAGCUUACUAUCAACAGCGAGUUGUAUGUAUUUGUAAGUACCGAUUGUUAUUCAAAUGGUUACUGCAACGUUUCUGUAUCGUUUGGUAGAAAAUGUGAGGCCAGACAUUCUGUAAUUUAUGCAUCGUAUGCAGCUGGCAGAAACAAAGACUAGCCACUCGCACAUGUUGAACAAUCAACCAAGAGAGGUGCCGUGUGGUAACUUUAGCAUUUUGUUGGUCAUUUUUGUGCUGGUGGUUGAAAUUGGUGAUUGCCUGUAUGUGGACUGGCGGUUCAUUCGUAAUUGAACGUUUGAUCAAUCCAUAGUUGCAUAGUUAGAUCGUGAUAAGAUAGUUCAGGUUUGUGGCUUGUAAUUCCAACAUUUUAGAAUCAGAUGAUUCAAGAAAAUGUGCAAUAAUAGAUGCACUAGCCAGAUUAUUCUGGCAGCAAUAAAUAUGUUUAUGCUCUGCAAUACAUAUUAUAAACUGUAAAAAAAUUGAGCAAAUUUGAAUCGAAUUUGUGUGUGUUUUUAUCCGGUAGAGACGACAUGGCCGUGUUGCUAAGUUUGAAUUGUGUCAGUGUGUUUUAAACGUAUCAGUUGCAUUUAGCGGGUUUAUAUUGAACAUUGAAGAAAAUUUUCAGCGCAACGAGUAAAAACCGCUUUUUUAACGUGUUGAGUUGCUUUUCAGCAUGGCGUUAGUGUUGCGUAAUAUAUACCAAACGUUUAAUUACUUUUUCACCGAAUACAAAGAUCCUCGAAUCGAAAAUUAUCCUUUGCUAGGUUCGCCAUGGCCGAUUGCAGCGAUCAUUGUGUUGUAUCUAAAAUUCGUUUAUGAUUGGGGACGUCGGCUGAUGAAACACCAAAAACCUCUAGACCUAACGACGGUUAUGAAUAUAUAUAAUUUGAUACAGAUCUUUUUGAAUCUUUACAUCGGAAUUGUUGGUGGUUUAAACUCCUACUUUACUGCAGACUAUAGCUGGAGUUGCGAAACGAUAAACCAAAAAGACAACCCAUCGAGGCGCAAGCUCAUAUUUAUCACAUAUCUUUAUUUUAUUUCUAAAAUAAUCGAUCUGCUAGACACGGUUUUCUUCGUGUUGCGGAAAAAGUACAAUCAAAUAACAUUUCUUCAUACCUAUCAUCAUGCAGGAAUGGUUCUAGCUACGUAUAUAUUUACAAAAUUUUUAGCUGGAAGCCAUGCAACAUUGUUGGGAUUGAUAAACAGUUUUGUACACGUUAUCAUGUACUUUUAUUACUUCCUUACAUCAUUCAAACCUGAGUUGAAGAAUUCUUUAUGGUGGAAACGACACAUAACUCAAGUCCAGCUAAUCCAGUUCACUAUCCUUAUGCUACAUUUCGGAGUACCUUUAGUGGGUAGAUACUGCGAUUUUCCGAAAGUUUUACUGUUUAUUGGAUUCACACAAAAUAUGUUUAUGUUUACGCUGUUUGCUGAUUUUUACAUUAAAACAUAUAUUAAAAAGAAAUAAAAAGUUUUUAGAAGAAGGUUGCAAAAGAUUUUUUUUCUGUCUCUGUUAAACUUAUUAGAAUUAUAUACUAGUUUUUAAUAACAAUAAUCGGUAGAAGUUAAAAACAUUUAUGUUACUAUCAAAUGCGCUGUAAGGGACUUUUCUUAUAAUGAAUAAAUAAAAAUAUUUGGAACAGUA